AUGUUUCAGACACCCCCACAGUUUCCCACCAAGGACUUACAAAACACCCAGCUUACUCCUGCAAUCACCGACACUCCUUUCAAACAGGGUAGUUCCACAAAGUUCCCCUGGACAACCAAUGCGCGUUGCCGGCAUUUCACAGUUAAUGCCAUGGGCACAGAGAUGAAAAAUUAUUGCGUUGGCCUGAUGCUAGUCCAGGAAUUUCUUGAGGAGUUCCUACAGACUUCAGAGAUACCAGAUCUCCCUGCUUUAACCUUCAAGAGUGGCAUAUUUGAUACCACAAUCUCUGUCAAAGAUGAGGUGCUGGCUUAUGAACCAUUUAUUGGCACUUUGAAAUCCUUUGCCCCCGCUUUAUCAUUCAUUGACACUUCCAAUCAUGCAGACACAAAGCUUUCUCAAGCUUUCUCAUUCACUGUCAAGCCGGACAUCAGCAUAUAUGCUGAUGGAACAUCCCACAGCUGCAAUGUUUCUAUUGCAGAAGUUCUUGUCAAAUUGAAGUGGGCUGCCGUUCAUGAUGCCUUUUGCGACCCUCCUCUUGACUCAAAGGACAAAUCCUCCUUUAUCAACCAGACUGUCUGUGAAGACCAUGCUCAGGGGUAA
Suillus paluster is the source of this 600-nucleotide messenger RNA. RefSeq lists its product as uncharacterized. The record is from RefSeq and is a predicted model, not a curated record. The transcript has 2 exons. Lineage: Eukaryota; Fungi; Basidiomycota; Agaricomycetes; Boletales; Suillaceae. Bases 1 to 600 code for a protein of 199 amino acids.